Messenger RNA from Penicillium odoratum, 1170 nucleotides. RefSeq names its product ankyrin repeat domain-containing protein. Bases 1 to 1170 code for a protein of 389 amino acids. The record is from RefSeq and is a predicted model, not a curated record. Gene Ontology annotation, cellular component: cytoplasm; nucleus. Gene Ontology annotation, molecular function: protein binding. Lineage: Eukaryota; Fungi; Ascomycota; Eurotiomycetes; Eurotiales; Aspergillaceae. The transcript has a single exon.
AUGCGAGCGAUCGCUUGUGGCAAUGAACGAGGCACUCAAAAUUUUAUAAAAUUUGGUGCCGACGUCAAUACUGUCUGCGGGACUUCUUUCCUGCGCGCGACCGAAUUUCCGAUCUCACCUUGGUUUGAGAAGCAGACGCCACUCAACAUCGCAGCCAACAUAGGAAAUAACGCACUGGUUAUAAUGUUGCUAGACCACGGGGCCGCAGUCAAUGGAGUGGCGCAAGAAUCCAUGAGUCGUCAUAGCAAGCAAACCCAACCGGCUGUCAUGGAUGCUAUGUUAUCCGGACAUGAGAGCACUGUUCGAAUUCUUCUGGAGCGUGGGUCAGAUCUUCAAGGAACUCAUAUGUGGGCCGGUGGACUGGUCAGCUGCGCGGUGCAAACCGGACACUUAGGAAUGCUCAAGCUUCUGGUGGAGUUCGGGGCAGAUAUGAACGUUCCAUAUGGUGGCGUGUAUCCUUUAUACAGAGCAGUGUCUUCUCGGGCACUAUCGACUGAUAUCGUGCGGUUCCUACUAGAUCAUGGCGCAGAAAUUGCCUCUUUUGAUGAUACUCAGGGUCGGCUUAUGAAUGUCGUGAUCAGCUGUGGGACCAUCGACACUGCUCGGCUACUCCUAGAACGCGGAGCCGUAUACACCCCAGAUAGACGCAGCUCCGUUAUCUCCAUCGCCACGCUUGAUACAAUCCGUCUGCUGAUUGAAUACGGCAUGAAACCUGAUGUUGAAUCGCUCAAAAGGGCCAUAAAAAGCCAUCGGCUUUAUGUGGUGCAGUUUCUCCUUGAAGCGGAUGUGGAUCUGAAUACCAGAGACGCCCGAGGAUCUACAGUCCUGCAUUUUGCAGUAACGUGCUGCUGCUCUGGGGGAUCCCCGAUAGGGAGAUGUCGACGCCCGACACGCGGGCAGCUUUUGCGCCGUAUAGAAGUCGUCUCCCCACAAAACGUAUCUGACUCGUGCAGAAAAUUGGACACCAAGAAAGAUGAUCCGGUAGACAUUCUGCGCUAUUUGAUUCAAAUGGGGGCGGAUGUCAAUGCCGUGGAUUGGCGAGGUCACACCCCGCUGUACACGGCCCGGAGAUAUGCACCGGCAGUGGAGCAGAUACUUCUAGACUAUGGUGCCCUUUCGGAGAGGCCUUCUCUGAAGGAGGUACAGAGUGAUACUCCUUCUCUCAUUUGA